Molecule: messenger RNA, 622 nt
Organism: Rhagoletis pomonella (apple maggot)
Lineage: Eukaryota; Metazoa; Arthropoda; Insecta; Diptera; Tephritidae
Product: SOSS complex subunit C homolog
Exons: 3
Coding region: 106-435 (109 amino acids)
Biological process (GO): DNA repair
Cellular component (GO): SOSS complex; nucleus; nucleoplasm
Source: RefSeq, a predicted model, not a curated record
GUAACUUGUUGUAUAGUGCGAGUGCCGCUUAAAUAUUUGUCUUUCCUUUUUAUUGAACUUUCUGGUUAAAUUCCUUGUAUUGAUAUAUAUAAAAAUCUCGGGUUAAUGGCGAAUUUUCCUACAUUGGGGGCUCAACAAGAAACCAACCGAAAAAUUCUCGAGGAUCUACAGUUGAAGAAGCAACUAUUGCAGAAAGGCAACAUACCCGGUCUAGGUGCAGGAAUAUCAACAAAUACCCUUUAUCAAAUACCUGCAAGUCAACUUUUGCAAUCCUCGGACUUUUCUCAAAGUAGUGGAUUAGCAAACGCACCACGCUCGGUGUUUAAUGCAACAACAUCCACUACAUUAGGAUUCUUUGUAUCACAAGAUUCUUAUUACGGAAACACUUUUAUACCUGUUUUACCCCGCCUUGAUCCUGCGCCACCAAUGAACUAGAACUAUGGCGUGCAUAAAGUUGAAAAAACUGGAGGAGUACUUAAAUGGUUUGGAUAGUUUUGAAAAACCGAAAAUAAAAUUAGAACAGUACAUUACUCCCCCGCAUAUAGCAAGUUGUGUGCUCUACAACAUACAGGUCUAGCAGUAAAGAUGAACAAUUCAUAAAAUAUAAGUAAGGACACAACCA